AUGUCUAGGCUCGGAGGGACUCAGGUUCUGACCACAGCACAGGUGAAGAGGACGACCGCUGAUCACGCAGCGGUGUUAAACUUCGGUGCUGCAAAGCGCAGCAAGUUGUCCGCCGUUGCGGUCACGGAGAUCAACGAGAUUGAAAACAUGACGGAUACGGCCGCAGCUACGACUGAUACUCAGAAGAGAGCCAAUUUCUCGGCUUUGACUGUCGGUAAUCCAAACGGCGUCAACAAGAUUUCACCUAGUUUGGCAAGCGCGAAACCUGGUUCAGCUAGAAAGCUCGUCAUCAAAAACUUCAAAAAUAAACCCAAAUUGCCAGAACAUUAUCAAGAACAAACAUGGGAAAAGUUGCAAGAAGCUGUAAUUGCAAUACAGACCAGCAAAAGCAUUCGUUACUCAUUGGAAGAACUGUAUCAAGCAGUUGAAAAUAUGUGUAAUCAUAAAAUGGCAGCUACAUUAUAUACAAAGCUCACAAGGUUAACAGAAGCUCAUGUCCAGGCAAACAUAGAACAGUUUUUAGCAGAAUCAAUGGAUAGGCAUAUAUUCUUAAAAAAAAUGAAUGAAUGUUGGCAGUCCCAUUGCCGGCAAAUGAUUAUGAUUAGAAGUAUUUUUCUAUAUUUGGAUAGAACAUAUGUAUUACAGAAUCCAAGUAUUUUAUCUAUUUGGGACAUGGGAUUACAUUUGUUUAGAGUGUAUAUUGUUCUAAAUAACUUAGUUCAAACACGGACAGUAGAAGGUUUGCUUAUGCUCAUAGAAAAAGAGCGUCAAGGUGAUACGGUGGACAGGACACUCCUUAAGUCGUUGUUAAGAAUGUUAUCAGAUCUACAAAUCUACCAAGAUGCCUUUGAAACUAAAUUUCUGGUGGCUACUGAAAGACUAUAUGCUGCUGAAGGACAACGAUUGAUGAAUGAACAUGAUGUGCCUGAGUACUUAGCACAUGUAGACAAACGUCUUCAAGAGGAAAAUGAACGUUUGUUACAUUAUUUGGAUGCAUCUACAAAAUGGUCAUUAAUACAUACAGUGGAGAAGCAAUUGUUAUCCGAACACAUCACCAGCAUUUUACAAAAAGGUUUAAGUGGACUGUUGGAUGAAAAUAGAAUUAAUGAUUUAUCUUUACUUUAUAAUUUAUAUAGUCGAGUGAAAAACGGCCUUGUAGAACUUUGUCUAAAUUUUAAUUCUUACAUUAAGAAAAAGGGUAAAACUAUAGUCAUCGAUCCAGAGAAAGAUAAAACUAUGGUUCAAGAACUUUUAGAUUUCAAAGAUAAAAUGGACAAUAUAGUUAACACCUGUUUUCAUAAAAACGAAAAAUUUGCAAACAGUUUAAAGGAAGCUUUCGAAGCCUUUAUUAACCAACGCGCGAACAAGCCUGCUGAAUUAAUAGCAAAAUUCGUUGAUUGUAAAUUAAGAGCGGGUAAUAAAGAAGCGACGGAAGAAGAAUUAGAGAGAUUAUUAGAUAAAAUUAUGGUACUGUUCAGAUUUAUACACGGCAAAGACGUGUUCGAAGCAUUUUACAAAAAAGAUUUGGCUAAACGUUUGUUAGUUGGUAAAUCAGCUUCUGUUGAUGCUGAGAAGUCCAUGCUAUCCAAAUUGAAACAAGAGUGUGGCGGCGGUUUUACCAGUAAAUUGGAAGGAAUGUUCAAGGACAUGGAACUCAGUAAAGAUAUUAAUAUUGCUUUUAAGCAAUAUGCAGGAAACCUGCAAAGCGAAUUAUCUGCCAGUAAUUUGGAUUUAACUGUUUCAAUACUUACAAUGGGAUACUGGCCAACGUAUCCUGUGAUGGAAGUGACAUUACCGCCAGAAAUGGUGCAAUAUCAAGACGUAUUUAAUAAAUUUUAUUUGGGCAAGCAUAGUGGUAGAAAAUUGCAGUGGCAACCUACUCUAGGACAUUGUGUACUGAAAGCUUGGUUUAAUCAGGGUAAUAAGGAACUCCAGGUUUCGUUGUUUCAAGCAUUGGUCUUAAUUUUAUUUAAUGAUGCCGAUAAUUUAUCUCUGGAGGAUAUAAAAGCAGCAACAAAUAUAGAAGACGGUGAACUUAGAAGAACUUUACAAUCUUUAGCAUGUGGUAAAGCCAGAGUGUUGCAAAAGAAUCCGAGAGGAAGAGACGUCGCAGAUAAUGAUAGAUUCGUGUUUAAUGCAGAUUUCACAAAUAAAUUAUUCAGAAUUAAGAUAAAUCAAAUUCAAAUGAAAGAAACGAAUGAGGAACAGAAGGCUACAGAAGAAAGGGUUUAUCAGGAUAGACAGUAUCAAAUAGAUGCAGCUAUUGUCAGAAUUAUGAAAAUGAGGAAAACGCUCACGCACAAUUUAUUAAUUAGUGAACUAUACAAUCAACUAAAGUUUCCUGUAAAGCCUGCAGACUUGAAAAAGCGAAUUGAAUCUCUCAUAGAUAGGGACUACAUGGAACGAGAUAAAGAUAAUGCAAACGAGUACAAUUACGUUGCAUAACCUGAACCAAAUGCCAAAGUCAUUACAGACUGGGUGGUCACUAUGUUUCGUAGCAAGAAAACCAAUUCGUUUUGGUGUUUGCCUAUUGUGAAUGUGACAUGUUAAACAAGAAAAACAUAAAACUGAUUGAAUAUCGACACGAUGUUGAGUCAUGUGGUUAGUUGGAAAAGAAAAAAAUUUAGUGUGGACUUCAUUGUUUUGGUUCUUAUAAUGCAUAACGAAAACUGGACAAUUAAGAUUCUCUUUUAAACAGUGCUUUACCGUUGGUAUUCUUGUGUUGUUUCUGGAUUUCACUAAAAUGGACCAUGUGCAAAAUGUUUUAAAUGGUACAGCAUUUGAAGUAUACAUAUGUAUAUCAGCAAUUUUUUAUGCAAAACAAUUUUUCACAGCAUAAAGAUUUAAGACGAUAAUAUAGAGUCGAAAUAUUCUAAGAAUUAAAAAGCAAAUGCGACGGCCGAAAGUGAACAAGAAUGUUAUUUAUAACGAGUAUAGGAUACAGUGUACCGUGGACGUUGAACGUACUUGUCAUUAAAAUAAUUUUAAACAAGUGGAAAAUGCAUUAUAGAAAUAAAGGUUCGUGUAUUGAAUAAUAUCCGCUACAUAGAAAAAAAUUCUCCAUUGCAGAAUUUUUAAAAUGUUGUUGGAAAGAAAGAUGUAAGGUACCGCAAUAUGUGCAUACUAAAAUAGAUGAACGCCACACUGAUCGAAGAAAAUUUAUUAAGGACGUACUAUUAUGUAUUUCUAUAACAAAUUUUUGUACAUUGCCUUAUAAUACAGAGUUUAUAAAUAACGAAGCGGAAACUGAUUUGUACAAAUGAAUAUCGACUGUUGUUGAAGCAAUAGUAAAGCAAUGUAUAAAUUAAUUGACCCGAUAAUAGUAUGAAACAUUUUUUUAUUUUAUCGAUGUUUUAUUUAUGAUCCGCACGUUAAUCAAUGGAGAUUUUCACGAUUGUAUGUAUCACCAAAACGAUUGUUUAUGUUUUAGAGAUAUUAAAAUGUAAAGAGUGUUUUGUAUUAAUAUGAAGCGGAAAAUACUCUGCCAUUAGCUUUA
Ceratina calcarata is the source of this 3496-nucleotide messenger RNA. RefSeq names its product cullin 4 (gene Cul4). Gene Ontology annotation, cellular component: cullin-RING ubiquitin ligase complex. NCBI's taxonomy places the organism in Eukaryota, Metazoa, Arthropoda, Insecta, Hymenoptera, Apidae. The record is from RefSeq and is a predicted model, not a curated record. Gene Ontology annotation, biological process: ubiquitin-dependent protein catabolic process. Gene Ontology annotation, molecular function: ubiquitin protein ligase binding. Bases 1 to 2445 code for a protein of 814 amino acids. The transcript is spliced from 11 exons.